This is a messenger RNA of Ochlerotatus camptorhynchus, 3685 nucleotides long. RefSeq lists its product as uncharacterized. The record is from RefSeq and is a predicted model, not a curated record. Gene Ontology annotation, molecular function: protein binding. NCBI's taxonomy places the organism in Eukaryota, Metazoa, Arthropoda, Insecta, Diptera, Culicidae. The transcript has 10 exons. The coding region runs from base 668 to 3115 and encodes 815 amino acids.
UGUUGUGUCUGGUCGUAGUGCCCAUUAUCAGAGGGAAGUAUUUAUUGGCGCGGCGGCGAACGGACGGCGUUUGGCAACAAAUACCGAACCGUCGUCAGUCGUCAGUUUGUGAGGAACCGUGAAAGCGAUCGGAACGGUUUGUUUUUCCCUUCUCGUCAGCUGGCGCGAUUUGUGAAGAGUGAUGAGCAAGAGUAUCGUUAUAAUGAGUGAGGAAGAAAUUAUGUGCAAACUGCGAAGGACAUUGUGGAUUAGUUGAAGGCAGGAAUUUUACCUUCAGGUGAUUUAUUUUUUUCGGUUUGUUCUAUUCGAAAUCGAAUGCAAAUGGGGGAUUGGUUUUUCAUGUGUGGUUUGCAUGUGUGUUGGGAAUGUAGUGAAGCUUGCCCUCACGAAGCGGAAGCGCACGGAAAGGAAUCAGUGCAGUGUAUCUAGCAUUGUGGAAGGUUUAUUGGAUUUUCUGAAGAAGUUUAGUCGGGAAGAGAACAACAGCUGCGACGUAGUUCGACUCGCUAACGGGAUUUUCUGCGAUUUUCACUAUUGAGAAAGCGUGAACAAAUCGGAUACAUGAACUUAGCAGUUGAUUAGUGUAAUGUGAUUUGGUUUGAUCUUUGCAGAAGGAAGAGCAAACUAGUGCUUAUUGAACAAGUAUUAUUAACAUUUUACCCGCAGCAUGGAAAACUCCCCGAUCAAAAGCAACCGGAAGGUUCGCUUUUCCCUGCCAGACAACAACAUUCCGGCAGUUCCGGCGAAUGCAGCCCAACAGAAGCAACGGCUAUCCCACGGAACGCUGCAGUACGUCAACGGAACUCUAGUCAGCCAACCUGCCGCACCCGGGACGAGCCCCCAGGCAGGUCAUGAUCUCAAUCGCCUGCAAAGUCAACAGGUACAACUCCGACAAGCCAAACCCAAAGAGUCCAGUACAAAGAUCGUUCUUCAUCUCCGGCCAUCGACCGGAGUGGAUAAAUAUGAGAAUAUGGAAAUCGCACCGGUGAAACCAACCGGCGCUACAUUGGAAAAGGUUCCACGGAAAGGAUCCAAGAGCAGUAUUCCACGAUUGGAGGCCAGAGCUUUCAAAACGCUUCCUCAGAUUAAUCAAAAGUUUCCCAGUUCAGAAGAUGUGAACAACAACACCACGACCACUGCUGUUCGCGAUGCAUGCCACAGACACAAAUCCAGCGAAGAUCUAGGCUUCAAUAAAGCAACCGACGCAAACAAUAACAUUCAACAAAUUAAAAAGCAAACCGUCAUGUUGCGGUCAAUCUCCAGCGUCAGUGCCACCGGGGGAACCAAAUCCCUCACCGCUAGACCGAGAUCCAAAUCCCUUGGAAAACCCAGCUCCAUCCGAAGUGGGAAAACUCUAAUCUCGUCUCACCUGCAGCACCAAGACAUUACCAUCAAAGUGCAGGAAAGUUCCCCAGCUCGUCGAACCCUCCUAGCGGACGGUGCCGACUCGGAGGGUAGAACCGCCCGAAUGGCGGUGAAUGGUUCAAUCGAAUCCACCCCCACAGCAAAUGCCAACGGGAGGCCAAAGUCCCAGUAUGCCAAAUGUAACUUCCUAACGGUGCCAGAGUUCAGCGAUCGGUACGAAGGCAUGGAAACGGUUGUUUCCACUUCCGCUGCCGCUAGUGACGAUGAGGAAGAAGAGGACGAAGGAGGAGCGGAAACGGAAGGACCUCACCUGCCGGUCGGUAGCGGCAGUGGAGGUGGUGUGGAUGCCGUCGAAACGGUGAAAAACGCAAACGGACGUGGGACGAAGCGCAACGGCAACGGAGGAGAAAACGAACCGAAAGCUCCCCAGCCGUUGCUCAUGGACGAUGCGGGCUUCAAGUGCAUCCAGGACACCAACCUGGGGCGGGAUAAAAAUUCGCUCCAAUUCUGGGACUUUGUCGAGCGAUGGCGUGCGAACCGGGCGCUGAAAAAGCUCGACAGCUCCAACAACUUCCCCAAAAGUGGCAACGGCAGCACCAACAACAACAACAAUGCCGCCGCCAACGGACUGAAUGGCUACUCCGCCGAUCCGUCGUCGUCAGUGUCGAUUGGCGGUUCGGGCAGAUCGGACGUGAAAAGCCCAACGCUCAGCUCCCGGAUACGAGCGCUCAGGAUGAGCAUGGAACAGGUACCCACGGUCACAACGCUACUGAGGGCGUCCCGAGAUGCCAACGAGUACCUACUGAAGGAGGUGUUCCGGGACAUUCUGGAGAAUGGCAUCUCGCGGGAGAAUCUCAACUCGACAGAUCGCAGUGGAAGGACGGCCAUUUCCUACAUCUGUUCGACGAACCUGACAAACUUUUUGGAACUGUUCCUCCAGCUGCCGGGCAUCGACGUGAACAAACCGGACAACGAAGGCAACACACCGCUACACUUUGCUGCCCAGGCCGGACUAUCUGACGUCGUCAACAUGCUGAUCACCAAGUGCCGAAGUUUGGUAAUUGACCCGAAGAACAACCUCGGUUUCACCCCACUGAUGAAGGCUGCCCUCCAGGGAAGAACUCGUUGUGCCAAGCUGCUGCUGUUCGCUGGGGCAUCCCCGGUCGAGACGGACACCGGUAGAGGAUUCCGGGCCGAGCAGUGGGCCCGAUUCUGUGGAAGACACACGUGUGCCGAAACGAUAGAGCAAUGCGCCCGAGCACGGCUACUGGAUAAAUCAGCGCCCUGUGGCAAGUGGUCCCACGAUAUCAAUCUUCCUGGUGAAAAGAAUGCACUGAGAGCGACCCGAAGCAGCAGCAUGGCAGCACAGACAACCAAUCCGAAUGGUCUCCGUUCCAAGUUCCGCAAAGUAUUUCCCUUCAACUUUUCCUCAAAAGACAAACAGGUCACGAAGGAAAUAGACGAAAACUACACCAAGGAUUUGGUAAACUAUCUCAAAUCGGCCACAAUCUGUGUCAGCGGCCCCGCACUGUCUGCCAACAGAAAAAUCAUCCAGAGCCUUAUCCGACCACUAGAAGUGCCAAAACUAGAAGUGACCUACGCCCACAAUAAUGCGCUAAUCAAAAAAUACGAAGCGGCGGACUAUGCCGGGACCAACAGUGACGACCGGCAGGAUACGGCAUCGGACGGAUCGGUCGACAGCCGGCAAUCCUCACCGGUCCCGGUAGCGCGGAGCAAAGUGAAGAAUUAGCCUCAACACCAACCGUGCAAAAGCAUCAUACAUACGAUUAUGGAUCCUGAGCGUGGAUCCGAGUCUUGUUUAAAUAAAUGUAGUUACAUGGAGUAAAUGUUAGGUUCUAUGUUCAUACCCGGUUAGUAUACCUAAAUACCUGUACCAAGAAGUGCAUUGAUAUUAAGAAUAAUCGCGUGCUAUCCCGUCUUUAAUCUCAUCGAAGAUCUAAACAUAUAAACUAUUGUAUGAAAUCUUCCCAUCUCCGAAUAUUGUAGUGAUAAGCGAAAACUACGAGGGAUACUGUAUAUUUUACUCUAAUUAAAAACUACUUUGUACUACUUGAUAGACUGUGAAAGGAGAACAUGAUUUUCAUAUCGAAGACUAUUUACUAAAAAAAAAAAUUCGGAAAGCAUAAUUUCUACAUCAACUAUUAUAGUUAUCAUUACUUUGCCGUGUAGGUUAUUGACAAAUCUCGUUAGAAAAAAAAAUGCUCGAAUAAGCGAAAACAAGGACUUUCUCUACCCCCAUUCUACUAUGUAUGUAAUUCUGUUCACUUUAAGGCACUGUAAAAUAAAUAGUUUAACUACA